AUGAACAAAGCUUACCCUCUUGAGUUGAAAGAAUUUAUGGACAAGAAAUUAUCAUGGAAAUUAAAUGGUGGCAGACAUGGCCAAGGAAUAUUAUGGGGGUUCGAUCCGUUUAUGAAUCUUGUGACAGAUGAAUGUGUGGAGAUAGCAAAGAGUGGGCAACAGAACAAUACUGGAAUGGUGGUAAUACAAGGAAAGAGUAUGAUCAUGUUAGAAGCCUUGGAACGAGUAUAA
Molecule: messenger RNA, 231 nt
Organism: Mustela erminea (ermine)
Lineage: Eukaryota; Metazoa; Chordata; Mammalia; Carnivora; Mustelidae
Product: small nuclear ribonucleoprotein G-like
Exons: 1
Coding region: 1-231 (76 amino acids)
Biological process (GO): spliceosomal snRNP assembly; mRNA splicing, via spliceosome
Cellular component (GO): U2-type prespliceosome; U4 snRNP; P granule
Molecular function (GO): RNA binding
Source: RefSeq, a predicted model, not a curated record